GUCUUUUUUUUUCUUUUUCUUUCAGGCGCAGCGACAAAAUCCAACAAAUCUUCUUGUUUGUUUUCUGUCUGUAUCAACAUUCACUCCUCACAACUAGAGCCAGCGUCACACGGACAUUAAAACAGGGUAGAAAAAGGAAAAAAGAAAGCAGACUGGGUCGGCAGAGUCGUUGCACAUGGAGGUAGAGGGGAUGGAAGAUGAAGGGUCCUCGCCCCAGAGUGAACUUCCACAAAGUGAAGAUCUCCAGUGGGAAGAGCAGGAAUCACAGCAUCUGGAGAGCUCCGCGCCUGUAGAGAAUGUGUACGUGGAUAAGAAAGCAGUGGACAAACUCACAGAGGGGUUACUCUCUCACUACCUACCAGAUCUACAAAACUCUAAAAGAGCCCUUCAGGAGCUCACACAAAAUCAGCUGAUACUGUUGGACACACUGGACCAAGAAGUCACUAAGUUCAGAGAAUGUAACACCUUAGUGGACCUCAACUCCCUGUUUACAGAGGCGAAGGUUUACCACAAUAAGCUGGUGAACAUAAGGAAAGAGAUGAUAAUGCUCCAUGAAAAAACAACUAAACUAAAGAAAAGAGCUUUGAAGCUGCAGCAACAAAAGCAGAAGGAGGCGCUGGAGAAGGAGCAGCAACGUGAGAAGGAGCUCGAGAGGGAAAGGCAGCUUAUCGCCAAACCCGCCAAAAGAACGUAGGAUCCCCCAAGUAUGUCUGCUGUAUUAAAAGACUGUCCAGACACUCAAACUCAACAUGUCCCAAGAAGGACAGCUGAUGGUGCUGCCUCCAGAGCCACAUGCCCCAACUGAGAGGAAACCUUUAUAUAGUCUCGAUGCAGGCUGAUUUCCAACAGCCUGCAGCUGAGCUCCACUCCGCAGGUGCAGCAGAUCUAACUGAGGAGCAGGUGAGCCGUGACCUGGCUUUGGUGGAAAAAAACCUACAGCCUUUCAUAUCAAUCCAUAACAGUUUCUAGCACAGAAAAAACCUGAAUCUGUCGUUAUCUGGUAGCUUGACUCCUGUUGUUUCCUCGAUAAAAGCGCUCACUCAUCUUUAUAGUGACACUGCAGUAAGAAAAAAGCUUGGAACAGGCUGAAAUAUUUAAUUUUGAGCACGUCAAACAGUUAUGAAAAAAAAAAUUCUUUAUCAGUAGAUUCAACUAUUCGAAACAGUAUUAUGCUUUGGAAAAUGGUUCACCUUAGAGACAGUAUAUGUGAUUAUUUGUAAAUGUGCUAAAACUUGCUGAACCUCUGAUGCGAUCCUCUCUGACGUUGCCAAGAUCACCACAAACCAAAGACAUGGACUAAAUCAUCAAAUGCUGGUAUUUCCCACUAUCAACCUCUGAUGACACACAAAUUUGUGCACUUCCCUGAGAACAGAACAAAUACCUUUUGCAGCCAUCAGACGAUGGCCUCCAGGGAGAAUCGGUGCGUUUGCUGUCUUUUGCUAAAUAUACAGUAUUAAUAUAUGUUGUUCCUGGGCUUCGUCCCUGUUAGUGUUGAAUGUCAUAGAACUGGUAUGUUGUUUAAAAUCAAAUAGUUCUGCACUAAAUUUGACUGUAUUCCUGGGCUCCAGAUAAUAUAUAUAUAUGGAUAACAUGAUAAUGGAUGAUAAAAUGUACCAAACACAGUAUCUGUAAAUGAGUUUAACGGACCUAUCAAGAGGCUUCUAUGCACUAGUGACGCCUGGAACUCCACUGUUUGUACAAUUAAUAAUAAAAGCAACACAAAGUGAUUUGUAGUA
Messenger RNA from Stegastes partitus (bicolor damselfish), 1736 nucleotides. It is a transcript of the gene bloc1s6, whose product is annotated as biogenesis of lysosomal organelles complex-1, subunit 6, pallidin. The coding region runs from base 176 to 694 and encodes 172 amino acids. Gene Ontology annotation, cellular component: BLOC-1 complex; transport vesicle. The transcript has 7 exons. Gene Ontology annotation, biological process: intracellular transport. Lineage: Eukaryota; Metazoa; Chordata; Actinopteri; Pomacentridae. The record is from RefSeq and is a predicted model, not a curated record.